GCUGAGUAACUGGAAGCAGGGGAGACCUUGGGCAGGCGGAAGUUUUCACAUAUCAGUGUGAAGCAUCCAUUCCAGUAUGGCAGCCUACUACCGUGAUAGAAGAUAUGAAGACGGUCCAAGUAAUCCCGAGUACCCGGACUACCCAGGCUCCCGGGACUAUCCAGACUACCCAGGCUCCCGGGAAUAUCCAAACUAUCCAGGCUACUCUGGCUCCCAGGACAAUCUGGAUGACCCAGGCUCCCGGCACGAUCUGGACAACCGAGGCUCCUGGGACUAUCCGGACUAUCCAAAUUCUCGGGACUAUCCGGACUAUCCAAGUUCACGGGAUUAUCCGGACUUCCCAGACUCACGGGAAAACACAGACUUCUGGGACAAACCAGACUAUCCAAGAUCCUGGGAUCAUUCACAUUCCCAAAAUAUUCCCAACUCUCUGGACUCAUGGAACAACCUAGAUUACCCAGACUAUCCCUCUGCAGAGCCUCCGGAUUUUGACAGAAGGUUGCUUGACAGAGCGCUGGUUAGCCACUCUGCUUCCUACCGUCAGAAUAACCGCCUCAGUGACCACCCCGGCCGAGGGGAAGGAGAUUUGUGUUACCCGGAGUCGAUCCCCAUGACAGAGAUACCGCCGAGUAGCCAGCAAUCUGUUCCCUAUGAACAAGGACUCUCUAACCCUGCAUAUGUGCAUGAAAGUGAUUUUGAGCAUUCUCUGCCGUUUCCCACUUACAGCGUGGAGGAGGAUUAUGGACAUCAAGAUCCAGAUCUGGAAGGUGAAGUUAGCAGUAUAAGGAGGCGUGAAAGAUUCCAAGACACCAUUGAUAUUUUAUCUCCCAACGUUACCAAUGUUUUUGACUCCCACAAAAGAGAACAAAAGCUAAUUACAACUCUGGCAAGCCUGUCCAACAGGGAGCAAAUGAAAGCCAUUCAGAAAUUACCGAUGACUCUGAAGGAGAAAAAAAACAUUAGGAAUAAAGUCUUUCUGGAGAAAAAGAAAAAAAAAGGCAGCCUAUCUCAGCUUAAUUGCUUCACCCAGUGCCUGUACAACACAUCUUGGACCUUCCGACGGUUUAAGAACACUUUGUCCGAAUUUUUCCUGUCUUUGCAACUGUGGCAUAAAACCCUCAAAGUCAUCGGUGGCCAGUUCGGGACGAGCGUUCUCUCCUAUUUCAGUUUCCUCAAGUGGCUGCUCAAAUUCAACAUUUUCUCAUUCAUCGUGAACUUCAGUUUCAUCACAAUUCCCCAGUGUGUGGACUCCAAGCCAAACAAUCUUUUGUUCACUGGCUGGGAGCCUUUCACUGGGGCGGGGUAUUUUCAGGAGACUGUGAUGUACUAUGGUUUCUAUACCAACUCAACAAUCACCAACGAAAGCAACAGCUUGUCUUACAAUAUGCAGCUGGCGUAUAUCUUCACGAUCGGAGUAUAUUUCAUGAUCUGUUUUUUUAGCUUGGUGUUCAGCAUGGCUGAGUCUUUCCGGAACAACUUCAUCAACCCGCACAGCUACAUCGGGGGGGCCUCCAGGCUCCUCUGCUCCUGGGACUUCAACAUCACUAAUGAAAAAGCUGUGAAGCUGAAGCAAAAGAACCUGAGCACUCAGAUUAAGGAAAAUCUGUCGGAGAGACUGCAGGACAGAGUGAAGCUUCCUUUAAAGAAGAGAAUGGUUCAACUGGGUAUCCACUUAUGCGCCUGGGUGCUGUCGACGGGCACGGCCGCUACCUGCUGCACAGCUGUUUAUUACCUCUCUGAAAUCAACCUCAAGUUUUUGAUAGACACAAGCAACCAAGCAGCCACCCUGCUGCUGCCCUUCAUCGUGUGCUGUAUUAACUUCAUCGUGCCCCUUUUCUACUCCUUCUUCGGCCUUGUGGAGAAGUUUGACCUUCCCAGGCACCAGGUCUACGUCAUUAUCAUCAGGAAUGUUUUUCUGAAGAUAUCAAUCAUCGGGAUUCUUUCUUACUACUGGCUCAACGUCGUGGCCAAAUUGGAGGGAAAGUGCUGGGAGACAAUCAUUGGCCAGGAUAUCUACCGGCUCCUUCUGAUGGACUUUGUCUUUUCAUUAUUGGACUCCCUAAUCGGGGAGUAUGCGCGUAGAAUGGUCGGCACUCACGUUAUCACGAGGCUUGGGGUCCCGGAAUUUGACAUUGCCAGAAACGUCUUGGACCUGAUCUAUACCCAGACCCUGGUGUGGAUUGGGCUAUUCUUCUCUCCUCUGCUACCCCUCAUCCAGAUAAUCACCCUUUUCAUCAUGUUUUACAUCAAAAAGUUCAGUCUCAUGAAGAAUUGCCAGCCUCCACGCAAAGUUUGGCGGGCUUCUCAGAUGAUGACUCUGUUCAUUUUCCUGCUGUUCUUUCCAUCCUUCUCUGGCGUCCUCUGUGUCCUGGCCAUCACCAUCUGGAGAAUACAACCUUCUGAAGAGUGCGGUCCAUUCAAGGGUUUGCAUACCAUCUUCCACACGAUUUACACCUGGAUAGAAACACUAAGCAGCUACCCCAGUGCCUUGUGGGUCGUCUGGAUUUAUCACAACCUAAUCAGGAGUGUACACUUCUUCUUCAUUCUCACCCUCUUCGUCUUAAUCAUCACUUAUCUUUACUUGCAAAUAAUUGAAGGAAGAAAGAUCAUGAUCCAGCUUCUCCACGAACAGAUCAUCAACGAGGGAAAAGAUAAAAUGUUCCUACUCGAAAAGCUCCGCAAGUUGCAGGAGACCCGGAACAGGUCUGUGGUACUAAACCAUCAAUCGUCUGAAAGGAAGACUGCAGAUGGGAUGUUGUCUUCCUUCUCGAAGCUAACCCCGCUGAAUUCUGAUGUGAACGCUGCCGCUCCGUAUGAAGGGACAGACAUGGCAAGAAGCACCCCAACUCUGAACUUGAGUGUUAUGAGAGAAAACCCCGACUUUCCUCGAGGUUCAAGAUUUAUGAGAGAGAGGCCUGAAGAAGAGCCUUCUGAAGCCCUGAGGCUUGCCAUGAUGGCCAGGGAACGGGCAGAAAUGGAAACAAGGCAGAAAAAUGCAACUUCUUUUUUUACGUGAACCUCGAGAGCUCAGAACUGCGGAAAGAUGAUCUGGACCAUUUGCCAAUGGGGUCCUCAUUUAAAAACCAGUGAUACCAAGUGAAACUGGGAACGUUUUACACCGUUCUUAAUACCUUCAUUAAUCUGUUUAGUUUUCCUUGAGGUGAAGCAAUGUUUUCUUCCAAUAAAGACUAUUCUGAUACAGAAACCAGCACUCCAUUGCAAAUGAUUCAAAAAUGAGUGAUUACAGACAUUAAUGGAAAAUACAAGUAUCAGUAUUCCAAAG
This is a messenger RNA of Tachyglossus aculeatus (Australian echidna), 3283 nucleotides long. RefSeq names its product transmembrane channel like 5 (gene TMC5). Gene Ontology annotation, molecular function: mechanosensitive monoatomic ion channel activity. The transcript has 22 exons. NCBI's taxonomy places the organism in Eukaryota, Metazoa, Chordata, Mammalia, Monotremata, Tachyglossidae. The record is from RefSeq and is a predicted model, not a curated record. Gene Ontology annotation, cellular component: plasma membrane. Bases 77 to 3016 code for a protein of 979 amino acids.